Molecule: messenger RNA, 2157 nt
Organism: Siniperca chuatsi (mandarin fish)
Lineage: Eukaryota; Metazoa; Chordata; Actinopteri; Centrarchiformes; Sinipercidae
Product: hepatocyte nuclear factor 3-beta-like
Exons: 2
Coding region: 864-1991 (375 amino acids)
Biological process (GO): anatomical structure morphogenesis; cell differentiation; regulation of transcription by RNA polymerase II
Molecular function (GO): transcription factor binding; RNA polymerase II cis-regulatory region sequence-specific DNA binding; protein domain specific binding
Source: RefSeq, a predicted model, not a curated record
CGGGAUCUGUCUGAACUGAACUCCGCUCAGUGUUAACUUUGUCAGAUCAGAGACGGAUCUCUAGUUCAGAUAAACAUCUAAAUUAACAUUACAGGGGUUUGACAAAACCAUGUUUAUACAGGCCGAGUGUAUUUACUCACAUGUUUUUAACAAGGCUACACACUGUGACCUACAUUUGAUUUGUACAGAUGUUUGAAUCUUGUAGGCUAAUUAAGAACAGUGUCACUGUUUAUCUUAUUGGUAUAGCUUACAUAUGUUUUUUUUUUUAUCAUUCAUUCUUUCACUUUCACUUUAUUUCUGCAGUGCAUUGAAAUGAGAGAUGAGAGUUCAGUUGAGUGCAUUUUCGAUGUGAAUCUUGCAGCAAAGAGUCGUCAUGCUGUUAAAAACGUCCAGAAUUACCUCUAAACAAAAAUCCAACCUGUUAUUCAUUAAAUGAAAGUUUUCAUUUAAGCCUAUAUGUGUUCUUUAACUUAAAAAAUAUAUAUAUAUUUUUUAAAGAGUAAAUCUAUUCUUGAGAUAAUUCUUCUAUGUUGAAACGGAUGCGAAUAUAUUCGCAACAGAUAACUGAGGUUUGUUCUGGAAACAAGUUAAAUUAAAAGGGAAAUUUCACGUCUUUACAUUAAAAGGUUAAAUGAAAGAUUAUUUGACUUUUGGUGGGUUACAGCACCGGUGUUGAGCCCAUUAUGUAAAGUGACUGUAAGUCUAAAUUACAGUGUUUUCAAUGACUCCUGACACAAAUGUACUUCUCAUACAUGUUGUAUUUAAUUAUCAUUAUAGUGAGGUGCAAAGACAAAAAAAUCAGAGAGCAUCGUGAUCAAUUUUGAGGACCUCUCCCUCAUAAGUGUUACACCGCAGCGGGAAACAUGAACUCCGGUCUGUCCAUGAACUCCAUGAGCAGCUACAUGAGCGCGCCUGGCAUGGCCGGCACCGGCCACAUGAACGCGCAUUAUGUGAACCCGGUCGGAGUCAACCACACCUCGAUGCCCGCUGGGGUAUGCCAGAGCUCCGGGGCGGUGGGGCAGGCUGGAGCCGGGAUAACGGGCCUGGGCGCCGCGCUGCAGCCGAACAUGAGCCCCAUCAGCCCGCCGCCGUACGGGAACAUGCCGGUGAUGAGCCCGGUGUACGGUCAGGCCUGCGGCAUCAGAUCCAGGGAGCCCAAGCCGUACCGGCGGAGCUACACGCACGCCAAGCCGCCGUACUCGUACAUCUCCCUGAUCACCAUGGCCAUCCAGCAGUCCGGCAGCAAAAUGCUGACGUUGAACGAGAUCUACCAGUGGAUCAUGGACCUGUUCCCGUUUUACCGGCAGAACCAGCAGCGGUGGCAGAACUCCAUCCGACACUCGCUCUCCUUUAACGACUGCUUCAUCAAGGUGCCCCGCUUACCGGACAAACCGGGGAAAGGCUCCUUCUGGGCCCUCCACCCAGACUCGGGGAACAUGUUUGAGAACGGCUGCUACCUCCGGCGGCAGAAGCGCUUCAGGAAUCCCGGUAGGCCUACAGGUGACAAGGAGGCGGCGGGGAAGGGCUCGGAGGGCGGCUCGGUUACCACCAGCAGCAGCGGCUCCGACUCCCCGCACUCCUCCUCGUCUUCCCCUCCGUCCUCAGAUGUAAAGGGAGCCGGGGUCGACCUCAAACCGCACCGGGGUGAACAGUUGCCCCCCAGCCCCGUGCGCGUGCCCUCCCCGCUGGCGCACACCCAGCACGUGUUCUCCCACCACCACCACCACCACCCGCUGCUGCUGCACGAGGCCGCACACCUGAAACCUGACCACUACCACCCCCAGCACCACCACCACUACUCCUUCAACCACCCGUUCUCCAUCAACAACCUCAUGUCCGAGCCGCAGCACCACAAACUGGAGCCGGUGGUGCAGUACGGAGGCUACGGCUGCCCGGUGUCCGGGGCGCUGGUGGCGGCCAAAACCGGCCUGGAUCCCGCUCACACCGACACCAACUACUACGUGUACACGAGGCCCAUAAUGAACUCCUGAAACACGCCUGACUUUUUAAAGUGGAAACAUUUAGAAAUGUGAGAAAAGGCCCCUUAACGUGUUUUGUCCGAGGCCUGAAGGAUUUGCAUUUUUUGUUUCUCCACAAUUCAUCAUUUGUCAUGUGUGUGUUUGUAUAUGUGCAACAGAUAAAAGUGUUUAUAUGAAA